CAGGUACGGCAGGCAGGCUACCGCCGUGACGAAGCUCAGUGCUCGGCUUGGCCUCCUUCGCGGCAUCUUGUCACCACCAUCACGCUGGCGUCGCAACUCCCGAUUGUCCACACAACACGCCGCAGGAGCCUCUACUCAACGGAAUCACCAUUAAUUCAGUGUAGCCAGCUGCUUCCAGUCCCUCAUCAUGGCUUCAGGCUACGACCGAGCUCUGUCGGUCUUCAGGUCCGCAGCCCUAUCUAUUCGCGCUCAUUCUUGCUCCUAACUGGAUUGCAGUCCCGAUGGCCACGUUUUCCAGGUCGAAUAUGCCGGCGAGGCCGUCAAGCGGGGUGCGCAACUCCAAAUGACCCCUGGGAUGCGGUGAAACUCACAGCGAACAGGAACGUGCGCUGUUGGCGUCAAGGGCAAGGACAUCGUUGUGCUUGGAUGCGAGAAGCGAUCGGCAAUGAAGCUCCAGGAUACCCGAAUCACUCCUUCCAAGAUCCAGGUCUUGGACAAUCACGUCGCGCUGGCCUUUGCCGGCCUCAACGCUGACGCCCGCAUCCUGGUUGACAAGGCGCGCCUGGAGUCCCAAUCCCACCGAUUGUCCGUUGAGGACCCCGUGACGGUCGACUAUAUCACCAAGUACGUGGCUGGUGUUCAGCAACGGUACACCCAGGCUGGUGGUGUCCGGCCGUUUGGCAUCAGCACAUUGGUCGUUGGCUUUGAUCCCAACAGCAAGGUGCCCCGGCUCUACCAGACGGAGCCGUCAGGUAUCUACUCUGCAUGGAAAGCAAACGCCAUCGGGCGGUCGAGCAAGACGGUUCGCGAGUUCCUGGAGCGCAACUACAAGGAGGACAUGGACCGCGAAGCCACUAUCCGACUGGCCAUCAAGUCCCUUCUUGAAGUUGUACAGACUGGUGCCAAGAACAUCGAGAUCGCUCUAAUGGCCCCAGGCGCGACCAUGGAGAUUCUGCCGACCGAAGAGAUUGAGGGGUACGUUAAGGAGAUUGAGCAGGAGAAGCAAGAGGAGGCGGCAAAGAAGAAGACUGGGCGGACGCCGGGAACGGGAAGUGCCACCAUCCUGACGAGAAGCCAGGAUGAGCCCGCAGAGUGAUGGGCCGUAUAGACGAACGCACUUAGAGGUGACGCGAAACCUUGGGAAACCAUUUGCUCAUAACGCUUUUGUAUCAACACGUGUAAUGUCUGUCCUUGAAGAUGCAAUGCAGGCCGCGGCCAAGGUGUAAAUUGAAACUCUGAACGCCGUG
This is a messenger RNA of Purpureocillium takamizusanense, 1247 nucleotides long. RefSeq names its product Proteasome endopeptidase complex (gene PRE6). The record is from RefSeq and is a predicted model, not a curated record. The coding region runs from base 446 to 1096 and encodes 216 amino acids. NCBI's taxonomy places the organism in Eukaryota, Fungi, Ascomycota, Sordariomycetes, Hypocreales, Ophiocordycipitaceae. Gene Ontology annotation, cellular component: proteasome core complex; nucleus; proteasome core complex, alpha-subunit complex. The transcript has 3 exons.